AUGCGGCCAAACAUCGUGGCUGCCGCAUACCAGUCGUCGCGUUGCUUUGUGUACGCGAGCUUUACGUCAGUGUCGCGGCCGUCGGCGAAGUCCUUGGCGCCGCUCAACCAGAUGGGACUUGUCCCCUUGGUUUCGCCGUUCGAGCGCACCGUGAACCAGUAUGUUGGGCUUAGGUUCAAUAGGGGACGGGGGGAUCCAUCAUUGCAACGAGGCAUCUUCGGCGAAUUCGUGGAUGGGGAUACGCGCGGGGGGGGCGCGGGACUUUAUGCACUCGGGCAAGCCUAG
This is a messenger RNA of Aphanomyces astaci, 285 nucleotides long. RefSeq lists its product as hypothetical. The transcript has a single exon. Bases 1 to 285 code for a protein of 94 amino acids. The record is from RefSeq and is a predicted model, not a curated record. NCBI's taxonomy places the organism in Eukaryota, Oomycota, Saprolegniomycetes, Saprolegniales, Verrucalvaceae.